Spodoptera exigua (beet armyworm) is the source of this 2511-nucleotide messenger RNA. The record is from the annotation of a GenBank genome assembly. NCBI's taxonomy places the organism in Eukaryota, Metazoa, Arthropoda, Insecta, Lepidoptera, Noctuidae.
AUGGAUGUCUCCGCAGUUUUGUGUAACGCUAAAUACAUGACUAACAAUAACGAACAAAAUGGCCGCCAGCCUCCUCUACCGCCACAACAGACAUCAAUUCGACAAUCUACAGAUCAACAAAAUCAACAGAUUAGGAAAUGUCGUGACUUUGUUUGGGGCAUAUGCACUAAAGGUGCUCAAUGUAAAUUUCGACACGAGUUAGAUGUCGAAUAUAUGAAAGAGAUUUUGAGGUUCUGUCACGACUAUCAAAACAAAACUGGCUGUACUAGAUCAGAUUGCACAUACUUGCACGCAAGUAGAGAAGAAGAAAACCUCUUUCUAACCGCAGGACAAAUACCCAGAGCUCUGGCGGAAAGAUAUGCAGCUAUGUCUAACGCACCGAUGAGCAUGUAUGUGAACGAGUAUAUAGCUCAAGCACCACCGCCACCUCCGCCGCCACCGCCGCCGCCUCCACCGCCAAGUUCUGCAUUGCCACCACUUCCAGUAUCUAUACCUACUUUAUUUGCUCCGCCGCCGCCUCCACCGCCGCCGCCGCCGCCGCCAACCACAGCUGUUGCACCUGUUCAGAUGACACCACCCAUAUUCUCAGCUCCACCUGCCUUUAAUGCUUCUGCUAUGUUUACUGCAACUCAGCCACCACCACCAUUGCCACAUAUGUUUGAUGCUAGCAGACCUCCUCCUCCAUUGCCAACUAAUGCAACUCCAAACAAAAAUGGCGCCAUCAAACGUUCUGCAGAACUUUCUGAUGAGGCCGGGCCAAGCAAAACCAAGAAAGCGGACUGCGUCAAAGUUGACGGCUGCGAAAACUGUAUCCAGCGGGAACUCAGGUCUGAGCUGUACCGCCAGGAAUUGCAGAAGCUGGAGUGUGAGCAUGAAUAUCAGUCCUACAUAUUCGAGAAGAAGUCUGCUGAGUAUGCCAAUGGUAGACUGUUGCUGAAGUCAGCUGUCAGCUCAGAUUGGUUCCGGAUUUUGGAUGAGUAUAUAGAGGAGUCAUCUGAGCCGGCGCAAAUUCAUGAUCUGCUAACCCAGUUUAAUCAAACCCCUUCAUUUGCUUCUGAAACUUCUACCGUGCCAAGACAAUUUCUACUGCAAUUGAUCGAGUGCGUUUUUCGUAAUCAACGACCUGUUGUAGAAACGCCGCCUGUACCAGUCGGAAUGGAAGAAUCUCCACUAUUACAGUCACUGGCUGGAUUCACCAGAAGAGCCAAUCCGAUUAAUCAUAUGUCUACCGACGUCAUCCAAACUAUGUUGGAAGUUUUAAGAAAUUCUGCGGCAUUAACAAAUGAAAGAAGCCUAAACGAAUCGCGCGCAAAAGAACUUUUAAAUACGGAACGAAGCAGGCCAAGUGCUUCAAAUGUUAGCAACAAUAAUUUUGGACAAUUUAUCAAUGGACAUACAACAGACAGUGCCACUUUGGCAUCUAUUACGACUCCUACAAGAUAUCCAUGCACAACCAACAUAACGGUGCGAACAUUCGCCAGUGGAAUGGUCAACACAGUGGCUUCAGCUUCGUCUCAUUCACACCCACCGACGGCGGUAUACUUGACUAAUGCGCCUCACCUGCCGAAUACACCCCUUACUUCUGCUGCACCCCGUCCACCGACUGCCCCUCAUCCAACGCCGGCCCCUCAUCCCCCGGCUGCUCCCCAUCCUCCAAGCGCACCACAUCCCCCGACUGCGCCUCAUCCCCCUAGUGGUCCUCAUCUUCCACAAGCAUCUCAUCCUUUAACUGCACCCCAUCCGCCUAGUGCUUCCCAUCCACCGACUGCCCCGCAAUCACACGUGAGAGCAGUGACUACGCCGUCAACGUAUUUACCGUACCAGCCGGCUGUUCCUCCACCACCUACGAGAGGUUACUAUCCACAAGCUUAUCCUUCUACGUCAAGUAGUGUACAAAAUGCCCAUCAAACAUAUCCAAACUUUCCUGUGCGAGUGGCAGUAAAUCCUCAAAUGGCUCGUUCUUCAACGGCAACGACGGCGACGGCGACUGCGACGGCACCAGCACCGUCGGCGCAUAAUGCACAAAAUUAUAACGCGUAUCUUAUGGCCAGAUAUCCUCCCCAGCCACCUUUUGGUCCAUACCAAUAACAUUGCGGUCUGAGCUGUACCGCCAGGAAUUGCAGAAGCUGGAGUGUGAGCAUGAAUAUCAGUCCUACAUAUUCGAGAAGAAGUCUGCUGAGUAUGCCAAUGGUAGACUGUUGCUGAAGUCAGCUGUCAGCUCAGAUUGGUUCCGGAUUUUGGAUGAGUAUAUAGAGGAGUCAUCUGAGCCGGCGCAAAUUCAUGAUCUGCUAACCCAGUUUAAUCAAACCCCUUCAUUUGCUUCUGAAACUUCUACCGUGCCAAGACAAUUUCUACUGCAAUUGAUCGAGUGCGUUUUUCGUAAUCAACGACCUGUUGUAGAAACGCCGCCUGUACCAGUCGGAAUGGAAGAAUCUCCACUAUUACAGUCACUGGCUGGAUUCACCAGAAGAGCCAAUCCGAUUAAUCAUAUGUCUACCGACGUCAUCCAAC